AUGUCAACACCAAACCGCAGUCGCAGUCUGCGUUCCGACGGGGCGUCACUGUCCGCGUCUGAGUCGGAACGCCUCCAUUUCAAUGUUUGACAGGGACGGUUCACGUGGCCCUUAGAGCUCGAAAUUUCGGAUGCGUUGUCGUCUGCAAGUAGCCUCGCCGCGGCACAACCCGCUAUGCGGAUACGAAUAGCAAUAUGAUUUCUCGUCUGCAAUGAGGACCUUCCCUGCAUUUUUCUGCUGUCGUCUUGUUCUGUUAUUGUUUGUUUGAGAUGAAUUUUUUCAGAGAUAAAAUCCAAUCAGUUCAGGAGGGCAUUUCUGCAAGCUUCCACAGAAUUUCCUCAGGAGAGACGUCUCGUCCCAUUGAAUACAGGAGCGUCAAUCUUAAUGCGGGAGCUGAAAUUUUGCAGCGAUACCAAACCGAAUGGCACGAUGGCCAUCAAUUGGCGGAGGAAAAUGCAGCCAAAGCUCAGGCUAUUGAUGAAGUAAUUGGCAGUCUCCAUGCAACUUUUGAGAAGCAAUGGACUGGUAUAACUCAGUUAAAUACUACUAUGGCAGCAAUUCCUAAAAUUAUAUCAUCCACACAAACGUUAAUGGAACACUUAGGAAACCUUCAAGAAUUAUUUGAUGAAGUGGAACACAAUCUUCUGCAGCUAGAGGAUGUAGUUGAGACACAAGAGCAUCAGGAGCGUCAACUAGAUCAUCGUUUCCAAUUGGCUAUGUACAAAGAGAAAAAGUUGCAGGAACUUGAAAGAGUUAGAGAAAGCCUGGUGAAGGAAUAUGGAGAGAAAAUGGCGAAUUAUGAAAGAAGACAGUGUCAAACCAUGAAAGAAAGACAAGAAACCUUCGGACAAGUUUUCCAAGAAGAUCUAGAACAGUUUAAGCAGUCUGGAAAAUUACCAGUUACUCCCAUCAAGUCAGCACAACCUGGUCCAUCUUUGGAGGAAGUCACUCUUGAUGAUGACUCUGUCGCAUUAGAUAAUUUUCUAGGGGAAAGCCAAGCGUGAAGAAAACUUCUUAAUGUUUUGAAAUGAAAUACUGUAAUUGUUAUGUUCCAUAAUUUUCUGUUAUUUCUGUGCUGUGAAAAAUUGUUUAACUUUGUCUCCUGUUGUUUUGUUAUGGGGCAUGGAGAAAAUUUUGAAACAAAACUCUCUUGCACUGACUGAUUAACAAGUAAGAGGCUAUCUUUCCAUCGUAUGCUGUGCCUUCCUUCAACAUGGCAUUGUUCAUACAUUCCAAAGUAAGUGAUAACAUGUCCAAUUUGCUCAUUCUCUCAUUUUUGUCAGAGUAAUUCUUAUUAAUUUUUGUUUUCAAGUCUCCCCUAUGGAGUGCUUAGGCGUGCACAUUCGAAUUUUGAAUCGGAAGCACCCAAACGUGUUGUUUUCUCGUUGACAUUAAUGAAUACAGAUUAUAUUUAUCUAACCACCUCGA
Molecule: messenger RNA, 1428 nt
Organism: Thrips palmi
Lineage: Eukaryota; Metazoa; Arthropoda; Insecta; Thysanoptera; Thripidae
Gene: Dysb
Product: dysbindin protein homolog
Exons: 8
Coding region: 270-1004 (244 amino acids)
Biological process (GO): negative regulation of protein kinase activity
Cellular component (GO): cytoplasm
Source: RefSeq, a predicted model, not a curated record